Messenger RNA from Trichomonas vaginalis G3, 2730 nucleotides. RefSeq names its product phage tail repeat-like family. Lineage: Eukaryota; Parabasalia; Trichomonadida; Trichomonadidae. The record is from RefSeq and is a predicted model, not a curated record. The coding region runs from base 1 to 2730 and encodes 909 amino acids. The transcript has a single exon.
AUGCCAUUCAUUGAAAAUGGUGAAAUCGUCAUGAAAGAUAACACAACUGUCUCAAAGUCUGUUCGUGAUAUUUUAGACUACUUGCUUCAUUUGGAUCCUACAGGAUUUGACCCAUAUACAACUCAAUGUCAAGUACCAUUCAUAAACGACUCAGCAGAAAUAAAACUCAAAACGUCAACAGUAGAUGAAGCAAUUGCUGACUCAUUGACAAAACUUCUUGAUAUAAUAAUGAGGUUCAAUACAUUCAAAACAACAUAUGAAACCUUUAAGAAAAAUUAUGACGAUUUCUUUAAAAUUACAUACAUCGGGCCUACUGCUCCUCAAACACCAGACUAUGCAUGUCUUAAAAUAAACGCUGCAUGGACACAAGUUAGAACACUGACUUUUGACGGAGAUAAUAUCGUUAGAGGCGUUACAUCUGGAGACACAUUACUUACGAAAGAAUACUUAAAAAGUCAUAUCAGUGAUUUUGUGAAAGUAGAACAAAGUGGAGGAGGUAAGAGUUGGUUAGGGUGGUUGUUUGAUUUAUUUUCAGCAGGUGUAACAAUUGCAUCUCUUAUAACCAUGCAAAGUGAGAUAGACGCACUUUGGACGUUUUUGGGGUCGAAAGCGGGAAUGGGUGAGCUUGUAGAUGCUGCAAGAACAUUAGGUGAAACGGGAAAUUUUGUAGAUGGUUUUAAGAGACUUGUUUCAAAUGUUUUAACAAACACAAAGAAAUUAUUUAGAUAUACCGUACAUAACGGACAGAUUUUCGAACAGGUAGCAACAAACCCUCCGGUUAUGGCUGCGUUGAUGAUGGCUAGAGACAUAAAGCCGCGUAGCGGCGAGGGCAAAGCCCAUGAAGAAACAGGAGAACCAAAGGAUACGGGUCAGGUUAUUCGAGAGAUUAAAAACGUAUAUCCUGAAGUUAUUGAUUUAUUUAGAGGUGUUAAUGAUUCGAUUUCAAAUCAUUCUAUAACCAUUGAUGAAGAAAAUAAAUUAACAGAUUAUAUAUUCGUCAUUAUUGCAGAACUAAUGAAGAGAAUAAAUGAAAAAGGUAUUGAUGAUAUCAUUAAUGUUAGCGAUGUAAUGAUGAAACGAAAUUUUGACUCAUUAUUUACAGAACCGAAAACAGAAUACAGUCUUUAUGACGUAAUUACUGAAUUAAUGAAAAAGAUUAAUGAUAAUAAGAGUUCUGGCGGAAGAGUUGAAUUAGAAAUGAAUGAUGUUAAUGAGAAAUUAGAUAGUAAGGCGGACAAAGACCAUGUUCAUUAUAUAAGUUCAGAUGAACAAAUUAUAAUGGACUACCACGGAUAUUUAACACAGGAUGAACAAAUAAGCACUGAAGAUGUUAAUGAAAGAAGAUAUAAAUUCAUUCGUGCUAAAGGUUAUGACAUACGUUGUCCUGUACAGUAUGACACAGGUAAAGCACCAGAAGCAUUUGGUUAUAACAAUGAAAUUUAUGCUUCAUACUUCUUUGUUAACGGUGUAUUAGUUGAACCAAGAUUUACUUUGAGAGUUAAGGCAAAAAUAACUUUUGAAGAUGCUAUUAAAAGUAAAGCUGACAAAAAUGAACUUGACGCAAUGAACAAAGUUUUGAAAUCUCAUAAACACAAUAUCUCCGAUAUAAAGGAACUUCAAACUUCUUUAGACAGUAAAGCAGACAAAAAUCAUACACAUGAAUCCUUCACUACUGUUAGAGCAGACGACAUAAUAUUGAACUAUACCCUUGGUUCAAGUGCACCUUUAGAGAAUCCAAGUACAAGCGUAAAAGAUACUCUUAACAAUUUAGAUAACAAAUGCACUAAUAUUGAAGGACAUGUCAGAAACUUUGAAACACAUGAACUACCAGCAAUGUUAGAUAAGAAAGCAGACAAAAAUCAUACACAUGAAUUCUUCACAACUAUUAGAGCUGAUGAGAUAAUAUUGAAUUGGGCUAUUGCUUCAUCAAGCAUGCGUGAUGAAGAUAUGCACACUAACCUAAGAGAUAUGGUUGUUGAUUUAGCCAAUAAAACCGACAAAAUAUAUGUAGAUGAAGAAUUAAAUCGUUAUGAUACAAAAGCAAUGAGUUAUACAGAAGAAGCAAAGGAAUGGGUAGAUGAAAAUUAUGUGAAGAAGUCAGAAGUAAACGAGGCGGUUAAUGGUAAAAUAAAUGAAAGAUUUUCGAACAUAGAUUCAAUAACAGUUAAUGACAUUCAAUUACACCAUCAGUUACCGGGUCAAAAGAAUGUGGAAUAUAAUAAUCUUACUCAUGUUCUCGAUGGUUUCGAUGAAUUUAGAACUGAUGCAACAAAUGCAAUUGUAAGUAUGAAGAAUGAAAUAUUGCAAGCUAUAUAUCCUGUUGGUUCUUUAUAUACGUCAAUGAAUUCAACAAAUCCAGCAAGUGUUUUAGGUUUUGGUACGUGGGAACAGAUUGUAGACAAAUUCUUAUACUGUGCUAACUCUUCAAAGCAAACAGGAGGUUCAAAGAAAAUUUUAGAAGCAAAUCUUCCACCACAUAAGCACACAGGAACUACAAACUUUUCUGGCGACCAUAGCCACUCAUUAAGAGACCACCCAUUAUACAACUCAGACUAUGAAGCUGGCAAUGACGUUUUAUCUCCAUCUUAUAACAAUUCAGCAAAAAAGACUUUUCGACCAACUGAACCAGGAGGAAAUCAUUCACACACUUUCACAACAAAUCCAACAGGCUCGGGUGAAGAUUAUAUGCCCCCGUAUAUGACAGUUUAUGCAUGGGUUAGAACAGCAUGA